AUGGCCUCUGACCGAGGCACUCCUCCCCCUCCCAGGGAGCCGACUCCAGCCGGUUCCCUACCUGCCUCGACCGCGAUUCCGUUGAAACGACCUGCACUUGAGGAAGACUUCACUCCUUCCGUUCCCUCUCCCCUGAACCCAGAUGUUCGGUCUACACCAAAACCACAAGGCACCGAAGAGAUGCCAGCAAAGCGCAGCAAGAAGGAGUCGCUGAAGAAGCGCGAGUCGAAAGGUGCCUUCGGCAGCGACAGCAACCGAAACACCCCAGAUCCCAAGCAUAAGGAGCCAAGACAGAGUGAAUACAGUCCCAUCCGCUACAAGCUAGCACCUCCAAAGCCUUCCGACUUCGAACCCGCAAGGGCGCCGAUAUUUACCCACCAUCACGACGUGCCGGCUCUCGAUGAAGGCAAGAUCCAAUUCUACGAGACAUCAGAGCAUGUUCACAACAAGAAGAGCUACCACUACACUCACUGCAUCGCGGACCCCGAGUUUCCCUCAUCGCUUUACUAUCGCGGCACCGAGGCCGAGCCCUUCGGCCCCCAUCUGGCCUUCGAGGACAGCGCAACACAUCUCUUCUUCGACCAGACAGGCCGUCACAUCACGACCGAAAAGGGUUUCCGCAUGACACGCGCGAACGUUGCGAUUCGGCAAGGGCGAUUCUAUUGGGAGGUCAAGAUCACAAGGGGCAUGGUCGAUAAGAAGGACGGGGAGGGACAGCCGGAGUCGCAUGGCCACGUGCGCUUUGGUUUCGCGAGGAGAGAAGCUUCGGUGGACGCCCCCGUCGGAUUUGAUGCUUACAGUUACGGCUUCAGAGACGUUGGCGGGGAGAAGGUUUACAUGUCGCGGCCGAAAGCGUUCUUCCCCGAGGGAGAGGGUAUUCGCGAGGGUGACGUUAUUGGCUUGGAAAUUCAGCUUCCUUCGGAGCGUCUUCAGAGAAAGGUCUUGGCUGGUCAGUUCAAUCCAGCCGUGGACACCGGUCUGGACGAUGACAGCACGGCGUUCGAGGCUCCCAAUAUCGUUCGCGACCGCAUCCCAAUCCGGUUCAAGUCGCAUAUCUACUUCGAAAAGAUCGACUAUCACACAACAAAGGAGCUCGAGGACCUCAUGAACCCAUCGCCCGUCUCUUCCGGACCGGCUAAUGCGGUAGAGGCACCACAUCCCAAUCACGCCGUUCCCGCUCUCCGCACCCUACCCGGCUCCCAUAUCAAAGUAUACAAGAAUGGCGUCGACAUGGGUACAGCAUUCACCGAUCUGCUUACGUUCCUGCCUCCAGCUUCCAAGCCGCAAUCUAACAUUGGCGCUCGCGAUGGCCUGGACAAUGGUAUGCUUGGGUACUACCCCGCGGUGAGUGUCUUCAGAGGCGGUGCCGCCGAGGUCAAUUUCGGGCCUGACUUCUGGUACCCGCCUCCUGGAAUUGUUGGACACGCGGACAAGGAUGUGAACAUGGUCAACGGCGGACAGAACGAGACCAAGAACACGGGGUACCCGGAGCUAGAUGAGGUUCGACCCGUAUCUGAGCGCUACACGGAGCAAAUCGUUGAGGAUAUCGUCUAUGAUAUUAUCGAUGAGGUCGACUUCUGGGUGCAAGACGGAUGCAGGAUUAUUGAUCGGUUCGGUCAGGGCGAGAAGGCUGGCCAGACUGGCGUCGCUCCCACAGGACGGGAUGAGAUCAAAGAACUGGUGCAGGAUGAUUAG
Messenger RNA from Colletotrichum karsti, 1695 nucleotides. Its product is annotated as ash2-trithorax family protein. Lineage: Eukaryota; Fungi; Ascomycota; Sordariomycetes; Glomerellales; Glomerellaceae. The transcript has 2 exons. The record is from RefSeq and is a predicted model, not a curated record. Gene Ontology annotation, molecular function: transcription cis-regulatory region binding; protein binding. Gene Ontology annotation, cellular component: Set1C/COMPASS complex. The coding region runs from base 1 to 1695 and encodes 564 amino acids.